This is a messenger RNA of Cucurbita moschata (crookneck pumpkin), 685 nucleotides long. Its product is annotated as 14 kDa proline-rich protein DC2.15-like. Lineage: Eukaryota; Viridiplantae; Streptophyta; Magnoliopsida; Cucurbitales; Cucurbitaceae. The coding region runs from base 66 to 485 and encodes 139 amino acids. The transcript has a single exon. The record is from RefSeq and is a predicted model, not a curated record.
ACCCUAUAAAACCCCAUCAAUUCUGCCCUUAAUCCCACCACCAAUCCCUCAAAGAAGGCCCCAAAAUGGCUUCCAAAGCUACCGCCUCUCUUGCUUUCCUCCUUUCUCUCAACCUCCUUUUCUUCUCCCUUGUCUCAGCCUGCAACAAUUGCUACGUCCCAGCCCCACCCAAGCCAAAGCCAUGCCCUCCUCCACCAUACCCAAAGCCCACCCCUUCAUCUGGCUAUGGAAAGUGCCCAAGGGAUACCCUUAAACUCGGCGUCUGCGCCAAGCUGCUCGGCGGGCUCGUCGAUGUUACCAUCGGCAAGCCCCCGGUGACCCCUUGCUGCAGUCUGAUCGAAGGUCUUGCUGAUCUUGAAGCUGCUGUCUGCCUUUGCACCGCCAUUAAGGCCAGUGUGUUGGGCAACAACCUUAACAUCCCUGUCUCUCUCAGCUUGCUCCUUAAUGUCUGCAAGAAGAAUGUUCCUAAGGGAUUCCAGUGCUGAUUCUAAUUAGUGUCUUUUCCAUUGGGAGUACUAUGUUUUGUUAUAUGUCUUUGGAUUUGGGGUUUGUUUUAAUUUGGUUCAUGGGGUUAUUUUGUUUUUGGGGUUGGAACAUGUUUCAAUAAGUUUGCCUAUUGGUAAUAUUAUUAUUAAUGAUUGUAGUUUUGAAGGUUGGAAAUCAAAAGAUCUAUCAUUUUCCCCUU